This is a messenger RNA of Bolinopsis microptera, 689 nucleotides long. Its product is annotated as exosome complex component RRP4-like. The coding region runs from base 9 to 689 and encodes 226 amino acids. Lineage: Eukaryota; Metazoa; Ctenophora; Tentaculata; Lobata; Bolinopsidae. The transcript has 7 exons. Gene Ontology annotation, cellular component: nuclear exosome (RNase complex); cytoplasmic exosome (RNase complex). The record is from RefSeq and is a predicted model, not a curated record. Gene Ontology annotation, biological process: TRAMP-dependent tRNA surveillance pathway; CUT catabolic process; poly(A)-dependent snoRNA 3'-end processing. Gene Ontology annotation, molecular function: RNA binding.
AAGUAAACAUGGAGAUAAUACGAGCUCCUUACAAGAGGACUAGAGUGAUAGCUUCACAGGGAGAAGAGUUGGAGCAACACAUCGUUACUCCUGGUGACGUCAUAACACAGAAUCUGGAUUUUAUGAAGUCUCACGGAACUGCUUUGAGUCACGAUCACAUCUGUGCUACAGUUGCUGGUGCUGUAUACAAGGUAGAUAAGUUGGUUAGUGUGAAAGGAGUAAACAACAGAUACAGAGGAGAGAUAGGAGAUGUGGUGGUGGGGAGGAUAACUGAAGUUCAGCAGAAAAAGUGGAAGGUGGACUGUGGUUCCAGAUUAGACUGCCAACUACAGCUGAGUUCAGUGUACUUACCUGGAAACGUUCUGCGGAGGAAGACCCUUAAUGAUGAGCUGAUGAUGAGGGAGUAUUUCACUGAGGGGGACCUCGUCUGUGCUGAGGUAUCAGAUGUAGGGAAUAUAGACGGUAUGUUAAAGUUACACAUGAGGUCCAACAAGUACGGGAAACUACCUGAGGGGGUUCUCAUCAAGGUCCCCAGCGUGCUAAUAAAAAGAAGCAAGCUCCAUUUUCACAGAUUACCCUGUAACGCUACUGUGAUACUUGGGAACAAUGGGUUCGUGUGGGUUGGACCACAUUUCUCACCCGAUCAGCCGAAAGUUCAUCUUAUCAGCAAAGCGGCAGAUAAGGAUUAA